Molecule: messenger RNA, 1092 nt
Organism: Sinocyclocheilus rhinocerous
Lineage: Eukaryota; Metazoa; Chordata; Actinopteri; Cypriniformes; Cyprinidae
Product: ubiquitin carboxyl-terminal hydrolase 8-like
Exons: 8
Source: RefSeq, a predicted model, not a curated record
CUCAGGUAUGAGGAAGCAGAAGUGCGGAAACAGCUGGAAGAGAAAGAGAGAAAGGAGGAAAAGAGUCGACGAGAAGAAAGAAUUGAAAAAGAUGGCCGAGCUUCACCAGAGAAGAAGGACAAUAAGAAGCAGGUUAAAGAGGAGCCCAAUAACAGUAAGACUGGCUGUGAUAAAGGAAGCGUCAGCGCUAAGGAUCUGUUCCAGCUGAUGAAGGAUCCCAGUAUAAGUGUGCUGGUGAUGGACGCGCGGCGCAGACAGGACUUCGAGGAGUCUCAGAACUUUUUGGUGACGGUGAACCAGAUCCAGCUGAAGCUCCCGGCAGAGUCUCUGGAGGACUGGAAGCGCCGCGGCUUCGUGGAUUACGUGGUUCUGCUGGACUGGUUCAGCUGCGUCUCUGAUCUCAAACUGGGCACCACUCUACAGAGUCUGAAGGAUGCUCUCUAUAAGUCACUCGUGUAUAUGAAUAUUGAAUACUCUCGUGUGCUGCUAAUGCUCAGGGUGACGGUGAAUCAGAUCCAGCUGAAGCUCCCGGCAGAGUCUCUGGAGGACUGGAAGCGCCGCGGCUUCGUGGAUUACGUGGUUCUGCUGGACUGGUUCAGCUGCGUCUCUGAUCUCAAACUGGGCACCACUCUACAGAGUCUGAAGGAUGCUCUCUAUAAGUGGGACAGCAGCACGAUCCUGCGCAGUGAGCCUCUGGUGCUGGAUGGAGGAUAUGAUAACUGGCUGCUCUUUUACCCAAUGUACAGCAGCAACGCUAAAGUCAAACCCCCCCGACAGCAGACGGCCAGCAGCCUGCCCCAACUGAACUUCUCGUACCCGUCGCUGGAGGAGCCCGAAGCCGUGAGUGUGUGUGAGGAGCCUGCAGACGCGCAGCUGAAUGGCAGAACCGUGGAUCCGGAGCCGGCUGUAAACACCCCCGCGCCGCUCACACAGCCCACAAUAACAGACGCCGCCGCCGCCGCCUCGCCCCGACACACUCCACAGGUCGACCGCUCCAAAAAACCAGCCGUCAAACCGGCAGCGAGCACAAAGCUCAGCGAGGAGCCCUCGGUAAGCGAUGGCCCCGCGGCACACAACGGCCCCGUGGUGCCC